AUGGACGAGGAGGAAGAAGGGUAUGAGGAAAUUACGCAGGAGGAUUGUUGGACCGUGAUUUCCAGCUUUUUCGAACAGAAGGGUCUUGUGCGACAACAGUUAGACUCUUUUGACGAAUUCGUGCAGAACACGAUGCAGGAAUUGGUGGACGAGAACGCGGAUCUCAUACUGGAUCAGGCAGACCAGCAUACGGGUCAUGAAGCAGAUAUGACACGACGUUAUGAAAUCAAAUUUGGGCAAAUCUACCUCUCGCGGCCCACUGUCACUGAAGCGGAUGGUUCCGUAGUUCCAGUCUUCCCCCAAGAAGCACGUCUGAGGAACUUGACGUAUUCUGCGCCGUUAUACAUAGAGAUGAAGAAGAGGGUGCUUGUUGGACGAGAGGAUCCAAAUGGUGUUCCUGGAGACAUUCUGUGGGAGCCAGAACAUGAUGAGAGUGCGGAUGACACGACAAAAGUUUGGAUUGGCAAGGUACCCAUCAUGCUCCGCUCAACCUUCUGUAUCCUCAGAGGGUUGCAAGACCAAGAUUUGUAUGAUCUGAACGAGUGCCCGUACGACUCUGGGGGUUACUUCAUUAUUAACGGGUCGGAGAAGGUGCUCAUCGCUCAAGAGCGCAUGGCUACAAAUCAUGUAUAUGUGUUCGCAAAAGCGCAGCCAUCUCCUAUAAGUUUCCUGGCUGAGAUCCGGAGUGCUGUAGAAAAAGGCGGGAAGACCAUUAGCCAGUUUCAGGUCAAAUUAUUCAACCGCAACCAGGAGCGAACUUUGGGGAACGUCAUUAAAGCGACCAUUCCUUACAUCCGUGUAGACAUCCCUAUCUGGGUAGUCUUUCGCGCGUUGGGUGUCAUCUCAGACCGUGACAUUCUCGAACACAUUUGUUAUGACAUGCAAGACUCUCAAAUGCUAGAGAUGCUCAAACCCUGUAUAGAUGAAGGCUUUGUCAUCCAAGAUCGCGAGGUCGCCUUGGACUUCAUUGGUAACCGUGGAACGACUACUGGUCUUUCUCGUGAACGACGUAUACGGUAUGCCCAGGAGAUUCUGCAGAAGGAAAUGCUUCCACACGUUUCUAUGGCGGAGGGUUCGGAGUCCAAGAAGGCCUACUUUUUCGGGUACAUGAUCCAUCGGUUACUCCUUGCAGCUCUAGAAAGGAGAGAACUCGACGACCGUGACCACUUUGGGAAGAAACGUCUCGAUCUCGCUGGGCCAUUGCUUGCAAAUCUGUUCCGCAUGUUGUUCAAGAAGCUUACUAGGGAUGUAUACCGGUAUCUGCAAAAAUGUGUUGAGACUCACAAGGAAUUCAACCUGUCGCUAGCCGUGAAGCACCAGACAAUCACUAAUGGUCUGAAGUACUCGCUGGCAACUGGAAAUUGGGGAGAUCAGAAAAAAUCGAUGUCAGCAAAGGCCGGUGUGUCCCAGGUGUUGAACCGGUAUACAUAUGCGUCGACGUUAUCUCAUCUCCGGCGGUGUAACACGCCGUUGGGGCGUGAGGGAAAGAUCGCAAAGCCCCGUCAACUGCACAAUACGCACUGGGGAAUGGUGUGUCCCGCUGAAACUCCAGAAGGGCAAGCUUGUGGGCUCGUUAAAAAUCUGGCGCUUAUGGCAUGCAUCUCCGUCGGUUCCUAUUCAGCUCCCGUUAUCGAAUUCUUAGAAGAGUGGGGUUUGGAGUCUCUUGAGGAAAACGCGCAUUCUGCUACUCCUUGCACGAAAGUGUUCGUAAACGGCGUCUGGAUGGGUGUACAUCGGGACCCUGCCAACCUCGUUAAAACGAUAAAGAAACUCCGUCGGAAGGACGAUAUCAGUCCCGAAGUUUCCGUGGUUCGCGAUAUUCGCGAACGAGAGCUUCGACUUUAUACCGACGCCGGUCGUGUAUGUCGGCCGCUCUUUAUUGUUGAAAACCAGCAACUCGUUCUACAGAAGAAACAUAUCAAGUGGCUCGGCCAAGGUUACCGGGAUGAUGAUGGCGAGGAGUUCAAAUGGGAGCAGUUGAUCAAGACUGGCAUUGUGGAGCUAUUGGACGCGGAAGAAGAGGAGACUGUUAUGAUAUCCAUGACGCCAGAAGAUCUCGAAAAUUCCAGAUUGCAAUCUGCCGGUAUCAACCCUUACGAAAACGAUGGCGACUAUGACCCCACUGCGCGGCUGAAAGCAAAGACGUCUGCGCAUACAUGGACGCAUUGUGAAAUUCAUCCCAGUAUGAUUCUGGGUGUUUGUGCUAGUAUCAUACCUUUCCCCGAUCACAAUCAGUCUCCUCGUAAUACUUACCAGUCCGCCAUGGGUAAACAAGCCAUGGGCAUCUACCUAACCAACUUUUUGGUCCGUAUGGAUACCAUGGCGAAUAUUUUGUAUUACCCUCAGAAACCCCUUGCUACCACGCGCUCGAUGGAAUACUUGAAGUUCCGCGAGCUCCCCGCUGGUCAGAACGCCAUCGUUGCCAUCAUGUGCUAUAGCGGGUACAAUCAAGAGGAUUCCGUUAUUAUGAACCAGAGCUCUAUCGACCGUGGCUUAUUCCGAAGUAUCUACUACCGGAGUUACAUGGACUUAGAGAAGAAGAGUGGCAUCCAGCAGCUGGAGGAAUUCGAAAAGCCUACUCGCGAGACGACCCUGCGAAUGAAGCACGGUACCUACGAUAAGCUGGAGGACGAUGGUUUGAUUGCUCCUGGUAUCCGUGCUCUGGGAGAAGAUAUCAUCAUUGGCAAAACAGCACCAAUACCUCCGGAUAGUGAGGAGCUCGGACAGCGUACACGGACGCAUACUCGACGUGAUGUGUCAACACCUCUCAAGAGUACAGAAAGCGGAAUCGUCGACCAGGUGCUGAUCACCACGAACUCUGAGGGACAGAAGUUUGUGAAAGUCCGAGUUCGUUCCACUCGUAUACCUCAAAUCGGCGACAAAUUCGCUUCUCGUCAUGGUCAGAAAGGUACUAUUGGAAUCACCUAUCGCCAGGACGACAUGCCUUUCACAGCUGAGGGCAUCACUCCUGACUUGAUCAUUAACCCUCACGCCAUCCCAUCACGUAUGACCAUUGGGCAUUUGGUUGAGUGUCUUCUCUCAAAAGUUGCCACCCUUCUUGGCAACGAGGGUGACGCCACACCUUUCACUGAGCUUACAGUCGAAUCCGUUUCGACAUUUUUGCGUCAGAAAGGAUAUCAAUCCCGUGGACUAGAGGUAAUGUAUCAUGGCCAUACGGGCAAGAAGCUCCAAGCGCAAAUCUAUCUCGGGCCGACGUAUUACCAACGCCUAAAACACAUGGUGGACGACAAGAUCCACUCUCGCGCCCGAGGUCCUGUGCAGAUUUUGACCAGACAACCUGUGGAGGGGCGUAGUCGUGAUGGUGGUCUCCGUUUCGGAGAAAUGGAGCGCGAUUGUAUGAUUUCGCAUGGUGUUGCUGGCUUCUUGAAGGAACGGCUGUUCGACGCUAGCGAUGCCUACCGUCUGCAUGUUUGCGAUAUCUGCGGCCUGACUGCAAUAGCCAAUCUUAAAAAGCAAACCUUUGAGUGUCGUGCAUGCAAGAACAAAACGGCUUGUUCGCAAUUGUACAUCCCUUAUGCUGCCAAACUCUUGUUCCAAGAAUUACAAAGCAUGAACAUCGCCGCACGACUUUACACGACGUCGACUGGGCGCGUCAGAGAUUCUAAUAGCUAA
This is a messenger RNA of Pisolithus orientalis, 3633 nucleotides long. Its product is annotated as DNA-directed RNA polymerase II subunit RPB2. NCBI's taxonomy places the organism in Eukaryota, Fungi, Basidiomycota, Agaricomycetes, Boletales, Pisolithaceae. Gene Ontology annotation, biological process: DNA-templated transcription. The record is from RefSeq and is a predicted model, not a curated record. Gene Ontology annotation, molecular function: ribonucleoside binding; DNA binding; DNA-directed RNA polymerase activity. Gene Ontology annotation, cellular component: RNA polymerase II, core complex. The transcript is spliced from 8 exons. Bases 1 to 3633 code for a protein of 1210 amino acids.